Messenger RNA from Quercus lobata, 1538 nucleotides. Its product is annotated as IAA-amino acid hydrolase ILR1-like. The record is from RefSeq and is a predicted model, not a curated record. Lineage: Eukaryota; Viridiplantae; Streptophyta; Magnoliopsida; Fagales; Fagaceae. The transcript has 6 exons. Gene Ontology annotation, molecular function: IAA-Ala conjugate hydrolase activity. The coding region runs from base 23 to 1459 and encodes 478 amino acids. Gene Ontology annotation, biological process: auxin metabolic process. Gene Ontology annotation, cellular component: endoplasmic reticulum.
CUACUCCACCAAUUUGUUGAAGAUGAUAUCAUGUUUGGACAUAUUUGAUGAUGGCAACUGCAUAGCUCAGUUUGGAAGUGACCGUUACUUUGUGAUGAAUCAUUUUCAGAAGAAACGUUUUCCCUCACUGUCCUUUCUAGAUUCCAGCAUAUCCUCUAGUAUGUCUUGGGCAUUGGAGGAGGCUGGUUAUGGUUCGGAGCUAAAGUUGUUGAGUCAGGAGUUGUUGGAAUCGGCGAGAAAGCCCGAGUUCUUUGAAUGGAUGAGAGGGUUAAGGAGAAGAAUCCAUGAGUACCCAGAGCUGGGAUUUGAGGAACACAGGACAAGUGAGCUCAUCAGAACUGAGCUUGACAAGAUGGGAGUGGAAUACAAGUGGCCUGUUGCCAAGACUGGAGUGGUGGCUUCUAUUGGGUCUGGGGGUAAACCAGUUUUUGCUCUUAGAGCUGACAUGGAUGCUCUCCCCUUGCAGGAAUUAGUAGACUGGGACCACAAGAGCAAGAUCAAAGACAAGAUGCAUGCCUGUGGUCAUGAUUCCCAUGUAGCAAUGCUACUUGGAGCAGCCAAGUUACUCCAGAGCAAAAGAGAUGAAUUGAAGGGAACUGUGAAACUAGUUUUCCAGCCUGGAGAAGAGAGUUAUGCCAGUGCUUACCAUAUGUUGCAAGAUACUGCUCUAAAUGACAUCUAUGCCAUCUUGAGUAUACAUGUUUUACCAUCAUUUUCCACUGGUGUCAUUGCCUCCAGUCCUGGACCAAUUCUUGCUGGUGCUGGGCUCUUCUCAGUCACAAUUCAAGGGAAAGGUGGACACGCAGCUGCCCCUCAUGAGACUAAAGACCCGAUUCUCGCAGCAGCCUUCUCAAUCCUUGCCCUCCAACAGAUUGUAUCUCGAGAAACCGAUCCUCUACAGUCCAGGGUGGUUUCUGUUGGAUUCAUAAAUGGAGGUCAAAGACACGAUGUAAUACCAGAGACAGUGAAGUUUGGAGGAACUUUCAGGAGCUUGACCACUGAAGGUCUCGCCUACAUUAAGGAAAGGAUCAAAGAGGUUAUAGAAACACAAGCAGAUGUGCAUAGAUGCAGUGCCAUGGUGGACUUCAUGGAGGAUAGCAGACACAUGCCUCAUCCAGUGAUGGUAAAUGAUGAAGCACUGUAUGAACAUGUGAAGAAGGUUGGUGAGAGCCUACUUGGGAAACCCAAUGUUCAGCUUCUCCCAGUGACCAUGGGAGCAGAGGAUUUCAGCUUUUUCACACAAAAAGCAGCUGCUGCAAUUUUUGUGAUUGGGAUACAAAAUGAGACUCAGAAGUCAAAUCAGCCAUUGCACUCCCCUUACUUUUUUAUUGAUGAAGAGGCUCUUCCAAUAGGUGCAGCACUUAAUGCUGCUGUGGCAACCUCAUACUUAAAAAACCAUGUUGUUGAGACUUCCAAGAAACAUGGGUUUGUUUCUACUUCUCCAAAUGAAGAACUCUAGGACACAUCAAUGUACGAAGGCAAACAUGCAUGAUAAUGAUAAUAUAAUAAUAAUAGUAAUAAAUGUGUGGUUAUCAUUA